Molecule: messenger RNA, 5810 nt
Organism: Ornithorhynchus anatinus (platypus)
Lineage: Eukaryota; Metazoa; Chordata; Mammalia; Monotremata; Ornithorhynchidae
Gene: COBL
Product: cordon-bleu WH2 repeat protein
Exons: 17
Coding region: 116-4432 (1438 amino acids)
Biological process (GO): actin filament network formation; actin filament polymerization
Cellular component (GO): actin filament; axonal growth cone; dendritic growth cone
Molecular function (GO): actin monomer binding
Source: RefSeq, a predicted model, not a curated record
CGGCUGGGGCAGGCGGGUGCCGGGUGGCGGUGGGCAGAGCGUCGGUGCCCACCGUGCCCUUCCUCCCCACCCCCGGGACGGGCCGGGCCGGGCCGGGCCGGACGGAGGACGGAGGAUGAACACGCCCACCGCCUUGGGGGCCAAGCCCCCCACCGGGCGGAAGAUGAAGGCUAGAGCUCCUCCACCACCCGGACAGCCCGCUGCCCGAACUGUUCAGAGUGAGCAGAGAACACCGAGAGACGUGGGCAACCAUCCAGCCCAGAACCUGGUCAACACGAAAGAAAACCUGCUCGACGACUCGAUGGAUGUUACUGUCAUUCUCCCCAGUGGACUAGAAAGAAAGAGUGCGGUGAAUGGAAGGAAUGCAGUGAUGGACCUCUUGAUUGAGCUUUGCAAACAGUGCCACUUAAACCCAGCCCAACACACCAUCGAGCUCUUUCCUUUGGAGUCUGAUCAACCUUUAAGUUUCAAGCCAAACACUUUGAUAGGGACACUGGAUGUGCAUACUAUACUGCUGAAAGAAAAAGUCCUUGAAGAGAAGAGUAAACCACCGCUUCCUAAGAUGCCUGAGAAAUCUGUGAGGCUGGUGGUGAAUUACCUCCGGACCCAAAAGGCGGUGGUCCGAGUCAGCCCUGCGGUGCCUCUGCUGAACAUCCUCCCCCUCAUCUGUGCAAAGUGCGAAGUGCGUCCCGAGCACAUCAUUCUCCUCAGGGACAACAUCGCCGGAGAAGAGCUGGAGCUUUCCAAGUCUCUGAACGAGCUGGGGAUCAAGGAAUUGUAUGCCUGGGACAACAAGCGAGUUCUUCAGACCAAAGCUCAGUCUGAACCUUCCCUGAUCUAUCAAGAAACCACCAGAAAAUCUUCAUUCGGCACUGACACAGAAGACAGAGAGAAGAAAAAAUUUCUGGGAUUUUUCAAAGUGAAUAAAAGAAGCAAUAAGGCCGGAGAGCAGGAGGUGCCGAGUGUGGACUGUGAUGAGGGGGCUUUAAAAUCUGCAACUGAAAUAAGCCAUAAUGGCUGUUCAACAACUCCUAAUACCCCAUCGGUGAAUUCACGUUCCAUGACUUUGGGUCCAUCACUCUCCCUUAGCAACGUCUCAGGAAUGUCUGUAAAGUCAGAGAUGAAGAAGCGAAGAGCACCUCCUCCGCCAUCCAUCACACCAGUCUCACUGAACCCCGAGAUGAUCCGUGAACAAGACAAGGCAGCAGAAAAGAUUUCACAAGUGUCACAGAAUGAUUUCCAGAAAAAAAAGAGGCACGCCCCAGCCCCGCCUACUCCCCUUGUGCCAAAAAGGACCGAAGACAAGGAGGAGAACAGGAAGAGCACAAUGGGUUUUGGACGACAGAUGCCACAAAAGCCUCCCAGAGGCGUUCCCCGGGGUCCACCCCAGUUAGUGCUCCCCCCGCCCCCAUCCUACCCUCCUCCAGACUCAGACACUUUGGAUCUACCCGUAUUUCCCAGGGAAGCCGAUGCUGCAGAAUCCAUCGUAUUGGAAACCAAACUAAGUCAGGCACUUGUUCAUGAUAAUACAUAUGCUGUGGAGGAUGAGGUGGGGAUGGAACUGUCUGAAGUGGAAGAGACUGCAUCUGUCAGCAGUUGUUUUGCAUCAGAAGACACAACCGAAGACUCCGGAGUUUUGAGUUCUCCCUCAGACGUCGUCUCUCUGGAUUCCCAAAACGAUGGCGUGAAGUCAAAAGACAAGCUGGCUUCGGAUCAGGAAGAGCCUGCUGACCUAGAUGGAACUGACGCGGCAGAAUUUUGCCCCCAGAGGAGUACUUCCGAUGAGAGCGAUGACUCUGGGAUUAUUAAUCAGAGGGCCUACACGAGGAGUGAAAAAGCAAUCACAGCAAAGAACAAAGAAGAAGGCGUCUUCAUUCCUGGACAGCUGCAGGAAACGCUUCAAGAACUAGAGGAACAAGCUGUGGAAGAUAAUUAUGAAACAGAUAUCAACUCUGAAUCUAGUUCCAUAAAUGGUGAUUCCAGGUCCCAUGUACCAAAUGCCCUGGUCAGUGAAAAAGAAAUUCCAGGAACAACAGAAAUGGAGCUUUCAAGAAUAAAUACUUCCAACCACAAAGGAAAUGGAGAGGUAGCCCCAUUCCAUGUUCAGGAGAAGUCAAGAGAAGUCUCCGCUGAUGAGCUGCAGGCUAGGAAGCUCACCAAUAAAAAUAACAAUGCAGGUUCCUUCAAAAUGGAAAAGGUAGCCGGCGAAACAACUCACGUGCCUAGGAAUGUCACACGUCAACCAUCAUCUGAGAAGGCAGUCAGCCGUUUGCUUGUUAAAAAGAGGGAGGACAUAUUUCAAUCUUACAUUUCUUCGUAUGAAUUAAGUAAAGAAAAGAACCGGGCACCACCGGAUCAUUGUAAAAGUGACACUUAUUCUGAUGAACAGAGGUCGGGGAUGGUUCCUUCCAUCUUUAAGACUCAGACCGAUGACAGAUCUCUAAAGGAGAAAGCAAAUCAGGGUCACAAACCAAACAGCGAUAAAAUGUCCCAGAAGAACAAGGCGUUGAUUUCGGAGACUGAGGCAGCGAAAACUUCCCACAAUGAAGACGAGAGCACCUCUCCAACCGCGUGGCAUCACCGAGGUUACAAUCCAAAGGCAGGCUAUGAACUGAAAUCCGGCCUUACCACCUAUAAAAUUGUUCCUCCGAAACCUGAAAUGAAAUGUUACGACAGAGGAGUCUCCCUGUCCACUGGUGCCAUUAAGAUUGAUGACCUGGGCAACCUGGUGAGCCCACACACUGUUGGUAUGAAGAAUUCCUUCAGGUCUUCUGUCUCUGAAACUGAGACCCAACCAAUUGGAAAACUAAAGGAAUUCUGGAGGUGCAACUCCCUGGAAAACCAAUCCGGGGAGUCCUCGGAAACUCUCGCAAGAAAGACCGCAGCUUCUAAACUGAAUCACACAGAAACAGAAUUCAAAAUCGAACCUGGGUUCUCAGAGCCCAAAUUUCAGCCAUCCCAGCAAACUGCUUACAAACGAGGUGAAAGCCACACGGAACUUGAAAAAACAAAACCACCCAACCCAGUCUCACCGACUCAGGCCAAAGUGCCAGGAACCUCAGCAGCUAAAACAACAGAAUUCAGCUUUCUAAAGCCCCAGAGGAGAACAUCAAGCCAGUAUGUCGCCUCUGCUAUCACAAGGCGCAUAGAGCCUUCAAAGAUUAAGACCGAAUCCACAGGGAGGCAUGAUAAAGAGAACAGUAUUGAAUACGGAAAGCCAAACCCGGACUUAGAUCCUGGGACUAAGAAGGACGUUGUGGGAUCCAAAGAGAGUCCCCCAAAUUCGCAGCCGCUCGGCAAGGAAAAGUCUCCCUCAGAUUGUCAUACUGGUAAUUGGAAGGAAUCGAAUAGAGUUACAGUGAGUCCACAGCCUGGAUCGGGAAGCCACGGAGCCAAUGCCAAGUCACUAACUCGAGAUGAUACUGCCUACUUGUAUGGACGGAGCGUAGGUGCCACACUAGCAAAAUCCUUUCCAAGGGAUAAUUCCUUUGUGGAAGACGAUUACAGAAGAAGUGUGGGGAACAAAAAGACCGAUUUUGUCUGUAACCAAAAAUGUGAGAAAUUUAACAGCAGAAAUCUAUCCCCGGCCCCUCGCUCACCAAACUUCCAGGUGGAGAGUGGACCGGUUUCGAAUUCUGAGAAAAUGGCUCCUGUCGGCAGCGAGCCUGCUGUGUCUUUGAAACAGUCAUCGACGCGAGGUGCUGCUGGUCCAAACGGCCUCGGUGUAGUGAAAGUGGAGGAGAAACCGGAUACUCCAUCUGCAGAUUCAUUGACUGAGUCAGAGAUUCCUCUAUCGACCAGCAUAUUUGGGCCAAAGAAAAAAUUCAAGCCUGUCGUACAGAAACCAGCACCAAAAGAUACAUCACUUCAUAGUGCUUUGAUGGAAGCUAUUCAGUCUGGAGGAGGAAAAGAUAAACUAAGAAAGACUGCAGAACCUCUCCCAGAUGGAAGUCUGAAGAAACCUUCUUACCUUGAGCCCGAAAGCGAACGAUCAGCCCUACUAGCAGCAAUUAGAGGACACAGUGGAGCCUCUAGGCUGAAAAAGGUAUCUUCUUCGGCCUCAGAGGAACUUCAGAAUUUGAGAGAUGCAGAGGUCUCUGGGCCAACAAGGGAUGAUUUUCCAAAAGAAGGCCUCCAUCCUCCUGCGCAGCCUGUGAGACCCCCACCUUCACCACCUGCACUUCCUUCCCCUGGGUCCACGAUAUUCAAGGCAGCUCCCAAAUCCUCCCCCAGGAAUUCAGGCAACCCCGUGGAUGCCAGGCAGGCCUUGUUGGACGCUAUCCGCUCCGGCUCUGGGGCAGCCCGAUUGAAAAAGAUUCAACGGCCUCUACUCCAUCCUAAUAGUCCUCGACCUCUCCGAUGCCUUCGAGACUGUGGACCACCCCCUUCUCUUGGAAACAUUGAUACCAUGGGGGUCCCGCUGCCUGUUUGAAUAGGGACCAAAUGAAGCUAACCGUGUACACAUCUAUGAUCAUCAUUCAAAAACUUGAAGUGGCAAAGACCAUCAGGAAUCGGUAUUACUUUCUUGUCUAUGGGCCAAAGUCUGCUGUAUUUCAUUUUGUGUAUGUUCCUAAAGAACGAUUCAAAGGGAAAAGUUCUUGUCAUUCUCUUGCCCAGCCUGUGUGCCAAGAAAAUGUGUUUUGCCUCUCAAUACUUAAAGUUGCCAGUAAACUCUUCUUGUUGGCAGGCUAAUAAGAAUAUAAACACUGUGUAGCCCAGACCUGAAUUGAUUUUGUGGGCAAAAUUGAGAAGCGUUUGGUUCCCUAUCCAUCAAAGACCUAGAAGUCUUUUACCAUGUGCAGCUGUUGAAAAUGCUUCCCUGGCUUGAAAUCUUUAAGUUUAAGAAAACAGCUGGUGACAAAUAAAAGGAAUGUGUCUGAUGUAAAAUAGACUUACAUGGAUUGGUAGCAAGGAUGAGAAAGUGUGAUUAUUUCUCAAAGCUACAAUUGCCAUAGUCCAGUAGUGCUGUCAAAUUCUUGUCCUAUGCAUCUCUAUGGGCACUGACUCAUGGAGUUUCAUGGCUCAGAAACUGCUCAUGGUUUUUAUUUAUUGCCAUCAAAAAAUCCUUUAUCAAAUACUGACAUACAUAGCACAGCAUUAGAUGCAAUAAAACCGUGGUUUUCUGGUCCCCAAAUCCCCACAGAAUGAGAAACCCCAUAAUGUCCAAAUAGAGGCUUGCCCCUUCAGAACCUGGUAUGAAUUGGGAUAUGACGUGUAUGGGGAUAAUAUAUUGGAGGACAGUACACUGAACCCAAAUCCUCUCUCUUUAAAACUGUUCAGCCAGGAAAGGGGAAACCUGAAUGUGUCCCAGAGAGGAAGAGUACAUCUCCAAAAUCUGCUUAGUGGUUGAGGGGUUGGAGAGCAAUCUUGUCCUUUCAGCCUAUCCUCCAUUAGCUCAUUGGGAGGACUAUCCUUGGUUUGUAAAUCUUCUUGAAGCACACUGCUUUGUAUAAGCCAGUAUUUAUAACAAAGAUAAACUACUUUUGUAGUUGUCCUGUAUUUAUCUUCUAAGUAUUUUGUUCACUUAACUGAAAAGAGGUGACUCACCAUCAAGAUGAUUUCUCUUCUUAUUCCUCCAUUCUGUAAUGUAACAAAGGAAAUGGAAAUCUGAAUAUUUCAAUGCUUAUAAUCAGUUAAAUUUUGUGCACUGUUCAGAAUGGCAACAGGCUAUUCACGGCCUGAAUUCAAACUGUUUCUACAUCAAGUUGCUAACUUCCAUACCUGGAGAGCAUUCUUCCGAUCACACCUAACUCCAACUGUCUAUAUCUGUUUGUUAGUGCCACAAAUAAUAAAAUUGAAUUUCUAUUAAA